Electrophorus electricus (electric eel) is the source of this 1826-nucleotide messenger RNA. It is a transcript of the gene twf1a, whose product is annotated as twinfilin actin-binding protein 1a. Gene Ontology annotation, cellular component: myofibril; actin filament; cytoplasm. The record is from RefSeq and is a predicted model, not a curated record. Gene Ontology annotation, biological process: barbed-end actin filament capping; actin filament depolymerization; regulation of lamellipodium assembly. Lineage: Eukaryota; Metazoa; Chordata; Actinopteri; Gymnotiformes; Gymnotidae. Gene Ontology annotation, molecular function: actin monomer binding; actin filament binding.
CUCCGCUUCCGGCUUUCUGAGUCUUCUCGCCCUCUGAGAUCUACCGCUUGACCAAAAGAGAUAAUGUCCCAUCAAACGGGAAUUCAAGCUUCUAGGCAGGUAAAAGAUGUCUUUGCCAAUGCCAGGAAUGGAGAUUAUAGAGUUCUGAAGAUUGUGAUUGAAGAUGAAGAGCUAGUACUGGGUGACACCAAGCAGGCAUCUCGGAGCUGGGAGGAAGAUUAUAAUUCCCUUAUCCUUCCUCUCCUGGAGAACAACUUGCCAUGCUAUGUUUUAUAUAGGCUGGAUUCCACCAACAGUAUGGGACAUGAGUGGGUGUUCAUCGCUUGGUCGCCAGACCACUCUCCUGUGCGCCACAAAAUGCUUUAUGCUGCUACCAGGGCAACUCUGAAGAAAGAGUUUGGGGGUGGCCAUAUUAAAGAUGAAAUUUUUGGCACUGUGAAGGAUGAUGUUUCUCUCAGUGGUUACAAGAGAUACAUCACUUCCCAGUCUGCACCUCUCCCCCUUACUGCAGCUGAAGAGGAGCUCCGACAAAUCAAGCUGAGCGAGGUUCAGACUGACAUUGGCGUGGAUACUAAGCAGCAGACCCUGCAGGGUGUAGCUUUCCCUUUGCAUGGGGAUGCCAUGGAGGCACUGCAGAAGUUUAAGGACAGAAAACUCAGCUAUGUGCAACUGAAAAUUGAUUUUGAAAAGGAACGCAUCAUGUUGUCAAACACUGACCCGGCAGAAAUAAGAGAUUUGCCCAAGAGGAUUCCUAAAGAUGCUGCCCGCUACCACUUUUUCCUCUAUAAACAUUCGCAUGAGGGAGACCACCUGGAAUCUAUAGUGUUUAUAUACUCGAUGCCGGGCUACAGCUGCAGUAUUAAAGAGAGGAUGCUUUACUCCAGCUGUAAGAAUCCUCUCCUCGACAUGCUGGAAAGCAAACUGCAGAUGGAUAUUGAGAAAAAGAUUGAAAUUGAUAAUGGCGAUGAGUUGACCGCUGACUACCUGUAUAAUGAGGUCCACCCCAAACAGCAUGCACACCGGCAGGCCUUCGCAAAGCCCAAAGGUCCCGCUGGAAGGAGAGGGGACCGCAGGAUCACUCGCCAGCCCGGUGACGGCGACGAAGCGGACGAUUAAAGCCCACAUGAACAAAGCCCUUCUGUGCUCCUCUGGAACAUUCCAAACGAUGUUCACAUAAAGCUAUCCCCCUUUAUAAAAUAUAUCCCCCUGUCCCCAAAAAUAGGCACAGCUACAAGACAACAGCCUCAUGAGCUAUGCAUACAUUGGAACACUCUCACAUGAUGGUUUGAAUGCUGUAGCCUGAGUUGUUGUAGAGAAGUAGUAGGAGAAGAGUUUCAUGCAUGGCUAUGGUUAGGCCAGUAAUCAAAUCUCAAUCCAAGUGAAGAUUUUUAAAACAUAUGUGGUGUAGAUGUACAAAAAAUAUUCAAAUCAAGCAUAAAAAAAUGUAAGCACCAGCAUGAACACUUGGUAGUUUGUAAUCAAAUUUGCCAUUUGCACAGUGGGAUUAUGCUUUGAUGGUAGCUCAUGAAAAAUAUGAAUAUGCAUUGUGGAAAGGUCAGCAAGUGCUGUAUGAAGUGUAAUGUCAUGGUUACUGUUUAGCUUAAACAUGUGAGCUCUUAAAUGUGAACAAGAACAAAAAGACCUCCAUAAAAUCCCAUUCCUUCCAUUCCAACUUUAGGGUCUGUAAUAUUUCUGUAUUUUCAUGAGACCUGUAUGUCUUAUUCACCACAAACAGCUGUAAGUUCACACUUACAGCCUAUGUUUGGUCAAUAUAAAAUCCAACAUUGUUUUUUUAUAACAAAAUAAAAGUCCCAUUUUUGAUACAA